CCGUCUAUCGCUUUGUCCCGGUGGUUUUCCCGCCGACCCGCUCGCUUGCCCGGCCCUUCCCGAAGUAACGCGCCGUCCGUCGGUCCGACUCGUCGCCAUUCGUUUUUCGCGCGUUCCACCGUUCGGUCUACUAUCGUUCCUCGGUUCGUCUUUUGUACGUUCCUCUGCCGUCGUCGUCGUCUCCACCUCUCGCCGAGUCGCCCACGUGUACGGGGAUUUUGCCGUUCGUCACAUCGCGCGGCAUUUCAGGCCGGCUUCGACUUUCACCCGUCCAAUAUUUAUGUUCAGAAAUAAAUUGGCACCUAUUAAAUCUUACAAAUCACCUUAAAGUUGAACCAAAACCAAUAAAAGAUCAAAGCCAUUAAUAUUAAUAAAAUUAUAAUGGGUAUUGAUAGUAAUAAGGAAAGUGAUGUAUGUUGUGAAUUUUGUCAACAAACAAAAACGGAAAAUGUGGUCAUACCUCCUGAUGCAGAAAUUGAGUGUGUUGCACUAACAAACGAAGUUUUGACCAAUAUUGAUACAGACGAUUCGAAUAUUGUACAGCACACUAUAACUAAUUAUAGUAUUUAUGAUGAAAAUUUUCAUUUGUGCUCAAUAGAUUCAGGAAUGAUGGAGAGAGAUAUUCCAUUGUACUUAACUGGCCUUAUAAAACCAAUCCAUGACUUUAGUUCGGGUACAGAAAAUGGAAUUGCAGUGAAGUUGUUGGGGCCUAUAUUGGAAUGGUGGCUAACAACAUAUGAUGGUGGUUCCGAGCAGACAUUAAUAGGUAUAUCAACAGAAUAUGCUGAAUAUUUAUUAAUUGAACCACACUGUGAUUAUAAGAAGUAUAUAAAGUCUGUAACUGAAAAAAUUAAUUUAAGUUCAAAAGUAAUUUCAUAUAUGUUAAAUAGUGAUUAUGAUGAUCCAACUUAUGAAGAUAUUCUAAGUUAUGUAGUAAACUCAUUAAAUCCUGCAACUGGAAAUAAAUUCAGCGAAGAAGAUCUUAUUACUUAUGCUCAGUUUGUUAUUGAUCAAGUAGAAGACUAUGAUUCAAAUAAUAAAUAUAUUUUACCAUUAACUGAUACACAAUUUAUUGAAACAUUAAGUCAACUUUCAGGAGCGGCAAAAUCUGUUAAACCUCCAUCCAGAAGAUCACGAAGAGCUAGAAAUCAAACUAGUGGUGUAAGGACUAAUAUAAGUAAGCGGGAGUUUACUAAAGCUACUACCACAGAAUUAGUAAAAGACAUAUUUGAAAAUAUGUUUGCUGCUCAAUUAGAAAUUGAUGAUAAGGAAAACCAUGAAGUAGAAAAAGAUCUUAUUAAAACUAUGUUUGAUAAUGACAAUUGUGUCGACAGUAAAUCAGCUAAACAAACGUGUUCUGGUAUAAAUGAUAUUGAUGGAAAUCAAGUGAGGUGGAAAAAUCAUAAACUGAGUGAAAAAAUGUUUGUAGUCGUGAAAAAACAUGUCCUGGCGGAACCAAUGAUUGGUUGUAUAGAAUAUUUCUUUAAAACAAAUCUUAAAGAUAGAGCUCACCUCAGCUUAUUCAUUCAUGGUUAUGAAACAAUUCUUGGUGAAACAUCAGACCCUCAAGAAAUAUUUGCUAUUAAAAAAUGUCUUAACAUUGACAUUAAUGAUAUAGUUAAAAUAUUAGAUGUCACACAAAAAAUACCCAGUGCUAAUUGGUUCAAUCUUGGUGGCUCUAAGUUACAAGAUCUUUUGGAACCUGUUAAUCGUAACAGUAAAAAUUCAUUUUUUUAUCAAUUCUACUAUGAUGAAGAAUUUGGACGUUUGGAAUAUCCAAAACCAGAAAAUCAAAUUAAUAAAAAUAAAAAUAUAAAAAACUGUCAAAACUGUCAAAUUAAAGAAUUAGAAAAAAAAUCUAAAAUACCUGAACCACUUGAAUUCAUUGAAAAAUCUAACGGUAUAUCAUAUUUUUAUAAAUUCAAAUUGCACAAUGUAGAAUAUAAAAUAGGAAGUUUUAUUUACUUACCACCCAAUAUAUUUUCAACAAGUCAAAGGGCAAAUUUAUUAGAAGUAAAACCAUUUGACCAUAAAAAAUCAAACACAAUUAGUAGUAAUGAAAUACAGAUUAACGUUGAUGAAAGUAAGUAUCCAGAAUAUUACCGUAAGAAGUUAGAAUAUUCAAUGCGUGGUUCCAAUGAAAAUACUCCCAAUCCUUUUGAAAUAGCAGAAAUAAUAGCAGUUUAUGUUGUUGAAGGGGAUGAAUCAAACGUCAAGCUUUUGGUACAGCGAAUGUAUAGAGCUGAACAAAUUCCUUUAGAAAAUAACAAAAAUAAUAUUGAUAUGAAUAUGUUAUAUUGGUCAGAAGAACAAUUUAGGGUCCAAUGUAAUCAAGUAUUCGGUAAAUGUUAUGUUUCUUUCAUUAGUAAUAUUCUAGACACUACUGCUUGGUAUCUUGGUGGACCAGAUCGAUUUUACUUCGCUAAAAAAUAUGAUUUUGCUACUGGUUCUCUUAUCCCAGAGCAUCAACUUCCAAGUACAGCAAAACUGAUAGGAAAAGAAGUAGGUCCCAACAUGAAACAUGCAUUUGUAAUGGAAGAUAAAUUGCAAUAUAUUCCAGAGUAUAAAAAAAUCAAACCAUUGAGAGGUUUAGAUAUAUUUGCCGGUUGUGGAGGCUUAUCAAAAGGCUUAGAAGAUAGUGGUCUUGUUGUAACCAAGUGGGCUAUAGAAUCUGAUGAUAAAGCUGCCGCUGCAUUUAAAUUAAACAAUCCAGACUCAACAGUGUUCAAUGAUGACUGUAAUCUUUUGUUGAAAUUGGCCAUGUCUGGUAAAAAAAAGAAUGAUAAAAAUCAAAUGAUUCCACAAAAAGGUGAAGUUGAUUUUAUUUGUGGAGGACCUCCCUGUCAAGGGUUUAGUGGUAUGAAUCGGUUUAGUUCUGGUCAGUAUUCAUUUUUUAAGAACUGUCUUGUUGUAACAUUUUUAUCAUUCCUUGAUUUUUAUCGACCAAAAUUCUUUAUUCUGGAAAAUGUUAGAAAUUUUGCAUCUUUCAAAAGAAGCAUGGUUCUUAAACUAACUCUGAGAUGUAUUACACGCAUGGGCUAUCAAUGUACAUUUGGUAUUCUUCAAGCUGGUAAUUUUGGUGUGCCUCAAACCAGAAGAAGAUUAAUUAUUAUCGCAGCAGCACCUGGCGAAGAGUUACCAUUAUAUCCAGAGCCCAUUCAUGUAUUCAGCAAAAGAAGUUCUAGCUUGAAUAUUCAAGUUGAUGAUAAAAAAUUUAAAACUAAUUGCAAGUAUGAAGAAUCAGCUCCGAUGAGAACAGUUACUGUUCAUGAUGCUUGGUCUGAUCUGCCUAAGAUAUUAAAUGGAGCAUAUUAUGAAAAAAUUUCAUACAAAAACAAACCCAUCACACACUUACAAAAGUUAUUUAGAUACCCAAAUAAUUGUUUUCCUGAAUCUAUAUUGAUUGAUCAUAUCUGUAAGGACAUGUCACCAUUAGUACAAGCAAGAAUAGAAUUAAUUCCAGUGAAUCUAGGCAGUGAUUGGAGAGACUUACCCAACAUAAAAGUUCAGUUGUCAGAUGGAACUAUGACAAAUAAACUUGUGUACAAUCAUAAUGAUUUGAAGAAUGGCAAAGGUAAACAUAAUGCGCUUCGUGGUGUUUGUUCUUGUGCUAGCGGUAAUGAAUGUAACCCACAGGAUCGUCAAAACAAUACAAUUAUCCCAUGGUGUUUACCACAUACUGCGAAUAGGCAUAACAACUGGGCAGGUUUAUAUGGCCGGAUUGCAUGGACAGGUUUUUGUUCAACUACGAUUACAAAUCCUGAACCAAUGGGAAAACAAGGCAGGGUGCUUCAUCCUGAUCAGAACCGUGUUGUUAGUGUAAGAGAAUGUGCUCGGUCUCAAGGUUUCAAAGACUCUUUUAAAUUCUAUGGGCCGAUCGUUAACAAACAUCGACAGAUUGGUAAUGCAGUUCCUCCUCCAAUGGGUAAAGCUAUUGGACUUGAAAUCGUUAAAGUUCUUCAUAAUAAAUCUGAAUAUUUGGAAAAUGAUAUAAAAGAAAAUAAAUAGACAAAUAGGCUAUUUAUAUAAUUUUUUUGUAGAUAU
This is a messenger RNA of Sipha flava (yellow sugarcane aphid), 4044 nucleotides long. Its product is annotated as DNA (cytosine-5)-methyltransferase 1-like. Lineage: Eukaryota; Metazoa; Arthropoda; Insecta; Hemiptera; Aphididae. The transcript is spliced from 2 exons. The record is from RefSeq and is a predicted model, not a curated record. Gene Ontology annotation, molecular function: DNA (cytosine-5-)-methyltransferase activity; chromatin binding. Gene Ontology annotation, cellular component: nucleus. Bases 382 to 4008 code for a protein of 1208 amino acids.